This is a messenger RNA of Hydra vulgaris (swiftwater hydra), 2995 nucleotides long. The record is from RefSeq and is a predicted model, not a curated record. Lineage: Eukaryota; Metazoa; Cnidaria; Hydrozoa; Anthoathecata; Hydridae.
AAUUUUUUAAAUAUACUUUUUUAGCUGUAAUGUAAAAGUAAAAAUGUUCACACCCAUAUGUAGUGCUAAUUAGUUAUGAGUAUGAUAAACAGUUUUGAUAUUAUUUGUCAUAUCUGUCAAGAACCAAUAGUAGAAGUUAAUCAAUGUUUCUACUUUUCACCCAAGCGAAAUCAAUAUAUUUGUCAUAAACACUGUUUUAAAUGCGCUUCAUGUAAGCAAAUAUUGUUUGGGAAGGUUUACUUUUUAUCACCUAGAAAAAAAUUUUAUUGCCAUUUGCAUCAUGAUAAUGAAUCACCAAAUGUGCACGAGAAUUUUUUUCGAGAACUUGGAAUAUUUAAGCAGGUAGCAUUAAUGAAAAUAGAGGGGCAUGGUAGGGGAAAAGAAAUUUCUUUUACAUCACAAGCUAACAAUGAUUUUUUAAAGUGUCAAUGCACUGGUGGGGAGCUGUUACUUAUCAAUGAUGGAUACUGGAUCGAAUGUGUGUUAGAAGAAUGCCCAUUUUAUUGUUUUUAUAGAACUUAUAACAGGACUAAUUUUGAAAUACCUUAUUGGAAGUUAAGUACAAAUCACAGUGAUGGGUAUUUUCAAAUUGAUUUUUUUGAAGAAGAACUUUUUGAACUUUGUUUUGCUGAUGAUGAUCAUACUAACUAUUAUUGUGUUGAUGAAAGUAUUGGUCCUAUUGUUUUAAGCAUGAAACAUGGAUUUAUAUCAGGGAAGAGUUGCUAUAGAGUCCUUUUAAGGUCAUCUUCACAUAUUAUUGAAAGUGUGGUCCCACUUUCUUGUUUUUGUUUAUACAAAUAUGAUGAACAGCCUAUGCUUGAUCUAGUUAGAAAAGGAUUAAUAUUGACAUCAGGUUUUACAAAAAUGGUUAAUCCAGAAUCUCCUGCAAAAUUAAAAAGUUUAGACAAAGUUAUGCUAAAAGAUGAAUUGAAAGUUGGUCUUAUUUUUGUAAAAGAAGGUCAAAGACUAGAAGAAGAAUUUUUUACAAACACAGAACACAGCAAAGAGUUUGAUGAUUUUCUUGGUUUCCUAGGUGAUAGGGUUAAGUUAGGAGGAUUUAAGGGAUAUAGUGGUGGUUUAGAUACAAAGCAUUCAUUAACUGGAGAGUAUUCAAUAUACAAAGAAUGGAGAAAUUAUAAAGUAAUGUUUCAUGUUGCAACAUUACUACCAAUGGAUGAACAUGAUGAUUUAAAGCUUCAGAGAAAACGCCAUGUUGGAAAUGAUAUUGUUUGUUUGGUGUUUCUUGAACCUGGUGCUAAAUUUGAGCCAGCAUCAGUUCGUUCUAACUUUUUGCAUAUAUUUAUUGCCGUUCAACCACAUUAUAUCAAUGAUAAGAUAUUUUACAGGGUUUCUGUUGCUUCUCGAAAGACUGUUUUACCUUUUGGACCACCUAUUCCAUUCUCACAGCUGUUUGAAAAAGUACUGGUUUUUUAUUUGAAUGAAUUUUUUCAUGAUUGGCUGUUUGCAAAAAUGAUAAAUGGAGAAAGAUCAAGUUAUCGUUCACUUAAAUUUUUUACAAUGCAGGAGCGAACUCGUCGUCAACUUCUUGAUGAAAUUGUAUAUGAGCAACAGUGCAAAGAAACAGAAAAAUCUCCAAGGGGACCAUUUCAAAGAUUGUGGUUUUCAAGAGCAAGUUCAUUACGAAGUCAGCAAGUCUCUGUAAAUGGAAGUCUUACUCAUUCAAGCUCAAUGGGGGAUGCAGAAUCAAGUAUGAGGGCGGAUGCAGUUCGAGGAAACAGUUUAAGUCAAGUUAGUUAUAAUGGCAUAAAUCAGUUUUCAGAUGUGUUUUUUUUAGUUGGUGACAACAAUGAUGUUGUUUUACCAGCUGUUGGAGCUAUUCUUGCAGCAAGAAGCAGGGUUUUUUAUGAAUUGUUAUAUUGUGAUCAUAUGACAAUAUCUCGAUCUAACUCCAUGCUGUAUUCCAGUUCUACACAAUCCUCUGUUCCAGCUAAUGUUCGCAAAAGGUGGUCAGACUUUUGGAAAAAAGCCUAUACGCUGAAUCAAUAUGUUUCAUCUAAUAAAAAAUCAUCAAAUAUUCAAAAUAGCGAUGUUCCAUUUAUAAAAGAGUUUAGUAUUACAGAAUUUGAACCUUAUGAGUUUCAAGCCCUGUUAGAGUUUAUUCAUAAUGGUUCUUGCUUCAUCCAUAAGGAUAUUUUAAUUGGAGUCGCAUGUGCUGCUGAGUGUUAUGGAGUUCGAGAGUUAAUGCAAUUAUGUGUAGAUUGCUGUAGUGAAUUAAUUAACCCAUAUAAUGCUUGUCUUUUAUUUUCAUCAGUACGUCAAUUUGUGUUGCGAUACAAUGUUGCUAAACUUCUUGAGAAAAAGAUUUCAGAAUUCAUUGUUGUAAAUGCUGACAAAAUAUUUGAUUCAUUUGACAUGGCUUCAUUAUCAGAAGAUUGCUUACUGCAAGUACUUUCCUUAAAUUUAAAGAUGAGUGAAACAAAAAAGUUUAAAUUAAUAAGAAGUUGGUAUAAUCGAGUUUGUGCAUUAGGACUUGAAGACGAAAUUCUUAAAGAAAAUCUUAUUUCAUUUAUCAAUUUUAUUAAAUUUUCAGACGAUGAACUUAAACAAGUUGCAUUGUCUGGCUUUUUGACAAAGAGUUCAUCCAACGUGAAUUACGUUGAAGAAAUCUAAAAGUAACUUUUCCAAUUCAUGUACUACAAGGAUGUAAUUAUGUCUCACGUAAUUGUUCUUUAAUUGAUGCAAUGCAUCAUCGAAGACCGAAAUGUUCACGAAGACAAUUCAACAUUGUUGCACUGCAACAAUGUAACAUUGUUGUCUUCUUUACUCGGUAUUAUUAAACUAAUUUAAGUUUAUUAAAUUUGUAUGCGUGGCGGUUUAUAGAAAUAUGCUGGCUUGUCGGAUGGUUAAGAUAUAGCGCUUUCAAUAUUAAAAUAACUUUCAAUUAUUUAUCUCUUUUUGUGAAUAUUAUAUUUAUUUUUCUCAAGUUUUAUUAGAUUUAACUAUACUAUUAAUUUUUUUUUUUUUUUUUUUUUUU